Molecule: messenger RNA, 1437 nt
Organism: Artibeus jamaicensis (Jamaican fruit-eating bat)
Lineage: Eukaryota; Metazoa; Chordata; Mammalia; Chiroptera; Phyllostomidae
Gene: PEX11G
Product: peroxisomal biogenesis factor 11 gamma
Exons: 5
Coding region: 8-733 (241 amino acids)
Biological process (GO): peroxisome fission
Cellular component (GO): peroxisomal membrane
Source: RefSeq, a predicted model, not a curated record
AGUUGCCAUGGCGGGGCUGACGGGUCUGGCCGCUGCGCUGGAGUCGUACAGAGGCCGGGACCGCCUGAUCCGGACCCUGGGGUACAGCUGCCAGCUGGUUGGUGGGGUCCUUGUGGGACACUGUCCGGCCAGGUCAGAAGUGGGGACACGCCUGCUGGUACUGUCCUCCCAGCUCAGCCACUGUAGGACCAUCCUUCGGCUCUUCGAUGACCUGGCCAUGUUCCUGUGCACCAGGCAGUAUGGCCUGGGGGCCGAGGAGGAAGACAUCUUGGUUCGCUGUUUGUCUGUCCUGGGCAACCUGGCUGACCAGCUGUACUACCCCUGUGAGCACAUCGCCUGGGCCGCUGACACCAAGAUCCUCCCUGUGGACUCUGCCCGGUGGUGGGUGCUGAGCACGGCCUUCUGGGGCCUCUCCCUGCUGCUGGGGAUUGCCAGGUCCCUGUGGAUGGUCCUGAAGCUGAGACAGCGGCUGAGGAGCCCCUCUCCAGCCUUCACCAGCCAGCUGCCCCGGAGCCAGCGGAGGGCCAUGCGGGCCCAGAUGCAGUCCGAGCUGCUGACUGUCCUGAGCAACCUGGCUGACCUGGCCAACGCCGUGCACUGGCUGCCCCCAGGUGUCCUGUGGGCAGGCCGCUUCCCCCCGUGGCUGGUGGGCCUUCUGGGCACCAUCUCCUCCCUCCUCAGCAUGUACCAGGCCAUCUGGGCCAGUGGCUGCGCUGACACCGCCAACUCCUGACAUGGCCUGGGGACGUGUGGACACAGCUGGAACCUUGAUGGAGGGGCCUUUCCCACAGAGCAAUCACCCAGGCUGGGGCUAGGGGCUGAGUCUGUAACUGAGCAAACCAAGGCCAGGUGUGGGGAGAUGCCACCCAGAAAAUAGGGAGCAGCCCAGGGGGUACAUGCCCACAGUGGGGCAGGAUAUGGACCGAAGGUGAGGUUCCUCAGGUGCUAGGGGCCUGGUCCUUUCCACCCAGGCCUGGCCUCUUGUGGAGGUGUGUCUCAGGGCCAGAGCAGAGGACCCAGGGGCUCCCAUGCAGGGGACAAGGCCACAGUGGGCCUCAGCAGACCCUUGCUUCCAUCCCUGCAUUCUGCAUUCAAAUAAAGACAAGCAGGGGCCAGGACCAAAUUGAGAAUUACUUGACAGUGUGGUGCUGGGGCUGGCGGGUCCUUCCUCCUAGACUCACCAGCUUCUGGCCCUGUCCAUCCACAGGUCUGCUCACUUCCAUGCCUCCUCUCCCUGCUGGGGGGCACCUGUGCCUUAUUUGAGGGAGGGCGUGCAGGGGCCACCUCUGGGUAUGGUGGCUGGUGGGCACCCACAUGUCCCGAGCUACCUCCAGCUGGUGGGUCCUCUCAGACUCAGCCAGCACAGCCUGCUGCUCCUGAGCAGCCCUCUCCCACAAGGACUGGCUACUCCUGUUGUCACUUGCACACCCACCUGUG